Molecule: messenger RNA, 2043 nt
Organism: Aspergillus lentulus
Lineage: Eukaryota; Fungi; Ascomycota; Eurotiomycetes; Eurotiales; Aspergillaceae
Product: Zn(II)2Cys6 transcription factor
Biological process (GO): regulation of DNA-templated transcription; DNA-templated transcription
Molecular function (GO): DNA binding; DNA-binding transcription factor activity, RNA polymerase II-specific; zinc ion binding
Source: RefSeq, a predicted model, not a curated record
AUGGCCACUGGUACCUCCACCCGUCGACGUGUGGUUCGCGCUUGUCAACGAUGUCGGACGUUGAAAGUUGGCUGUGACAAGGCGAAACCGGCAUGCCGCCGUUGCAUCAAGGCCGGUGCAAGUUGCGUGGUACGCCACACUGGAAGCAAUGAGAGCGAUAGAGCAUCUACAAAUGGUGAUACUAGUAUUCUGACGGAGGAUCUGGAUGAUUCUCUGCGGAACAGGGAUGAGCUCACCGGCAGCACCGUAUCCAACGAAAAUGGGUCCUUUCAUUCCCCAUUAAGCUACCACCAAUUAACAUCUCACAAGCGCAAUCGCAAUCCCGUAUCUUGUAUUCGUUGUCGCCGAUUGAAAGUCCGAUGUGAUCGGCAGCAGCCAUGUCACAGGUGCACAAAGGCAAAAGCAGUCUGUGCAUAUGGCCAGUCAAGCGGGAUUCACCAUGAUUCUGACGGAGAAUCUUUUGCGGACAACUCGAGUGCUGCCGCUCGCUUUGCCGCGUGGAGUGGCCGGUUCCGGACCGACACUCACUGGAUAACGCUAGUCAGGGAGGUUGAAAACUCUCUAUCAGCACAUGGUUCCGGACUUGCUCCUCACAGCCAUACGAGUCAUUCCAAUCGACCCGAUAUAUUGUCGGAUCUUCCGUGGGGACUGAAAAAAGUGGAAUCGAAAAGCGUACUGCUAGAGCGCAUGCCGACUCGAGUGGUUGGAGAGAAAUUGAUUUCCAUGUAUAUCGACGUUGUUGAAAAGACGCACCAUUUACUGGACCUCCCAGCAUUCCAGCAACAAUUGCUGCUCUUUUGGGACCACCCGGUGGAAGCUGAAGAUGGCUGGCUUGCCCUACUUUUUGUCAUUUUCUACCUCGGCCAAGAAGCCCAUCGUACCGUCGCUUGUGGUUCGACUGACUUACUCUUAAGCGUACCUCGAACCGAGUUCUUAGAAGUAUCGCAGGGAUUCCUCCAUCGCACUUCGUUUGUUGCACACCCGAAUCUCGACAUCAUUCGAACUCUAUGCCUCAUGGUCGUUGCGAAGCAGAUGGUGCAAAUGUCUUGCUCCGCGAUGGAUACUUCGUGGUGUCUAACGGGAUUGAUAUUGCGCAUUGCCAUGAGCAUGGGUCUGCACUCGGCACAAGUGGAUGACCCGAGGCUGGGAAAGGCUGAGCGACAGACGCUCAGCGUUCUCUGGACGUCGAUCAUGUAUCUCAACCUCCGUCAGUCGGUUCUGACGGGAAUGCCAAUCCUGCUCCGGCCGCGAGAUUACAUUUGCGCAUCUCCUCCCAGCAUCAACGGCUGUCCUGACAGAGCUCUCCCACGGCUGAAUCUGGAGGAGGAGACAGAGACCUUUCAUGGCCUUUUCAGACGCGCCGUCCCACUCGCAUCUCAAUUAUUGGACCUGAGCCACGGCCCGACUCGAUCAGAAACGUACGAGGCUAUUAUGCACUACACAGCGGAGACCAGACACUUGCUGGUCCAUGCAUCAGAAACACUACGAAAAUCCCACCCGACGACUGGCGAAGCCCGGCAAGCCAUCAUGCUCGACAUUCUAUUCCGCCGGCUCCUCCUGUCCGUCCACCGUCCUUUUGCCCACGAUGAACGUGCUCCACUCCGGUAUCCUCUCUCGUACUGGACAUCCUUAGACUGCGCCCUCGCGAUCCUUGUCCACCAACGGGACCUCUGGGAAGCUCCCGCGGACAACUCCCCGGUCAGCCGGUCUUUCGCCCGCCUCUUCUGGCCAGACUUCCUCGUUGCGGCCCUCACGCUAUCGGGGUACCUGCUUCGAGCGGACACGCCGCUUGAUCCGCCGCCGAGCAGCGGGUACGGUGGCAUGCCCGCGCGCACCACAUUGCUGGAUGCACUGCGCUCGUGCAGAGACAUCUGGCAACUAGAGAAAGACAGAAAUAUUUGCCAUUCGCACGCGUUUGUAAUGAUUGAUCGCGUUGUUUCAGCUGUUUCGGCUUUGGAGGAGACAGGUCCCGAUAGUAUACCGGCCUUGAACCGUGCUGAUGUCGAAAGCGCCAUCGAUGCAGCUAGUGCUGGGGUCCACUGA